AGAGUAGGGCGUGAAUCAAAUGACAUUUUAUUUAAAAUGAACGUGAUCCUUUUUAUUGUGGUGAUAUUAUUAAAAAAAUCGUACUCACUUGAUGUCUGCGAAAAUCAGGAAACAUGCGAGAAAUGUAUAAGGCAAUCAUACGAUUGCAUCUGGUGUUCAAUGGAUAACGUUACAGAUCGAUGCAAAUCAAACACUGGGGACCUCAAUAACUGGUGCUUAGAUAUAACGAAGAGGAUCAAUCCUCUUAACUCACAUACAAUUGAACAGAAUUUAAACUUCACUUCAGAUAGUGGCCAUAUUAUUCAAAUGAAACCUCAGAAGAUGAAAGUAGAUUUGAGAGCGGGCCAACCCUUACCUUUUAAUUUCUCAUUUAAAAGUAUAAGUGACUACCCGGUAGACCUCUACUUCUUAAUGGAUGGAUCGAUAUCAAUGAAAUUGAUAAAAGAGAGAACAGCUUAUCAAAGUGAAAACAUAUAUAAUAUGAUGAAAACCAUAACUAAAAAUGUAUUUUUGGGCAUGGGAACAUUUGUGGAUAAAAACGCUUUACCGUUUACACAAACAAUAAAUAGUACAUUAACAUAUUCCUUUAAAAAUCAUUUGAAAUUAGUCGAUAAUUUUGAACUGUUCCGAAAAAUCGUGAAUGAUACACCAUUCGGAAUGAAUCAUGACGAGCAAGAAGGGACUUUAGAUGCACUUGCACAAGUAAUUGUGUGUAAAGGUCAAAUUGGUUGGCGGAAUGAAUCGAGAAAAAUUAUAGUUGUUCUCACCGGAGGCCCAUUUCAUGCUGCAGGAGACGGUCAGUGGGCGGGUAUAACAAAACCCAACGAUGGUAAAUGCUAUACGAAAGAUAACGUUUAUACGAAGGAACUGGAAAUGGAUUACCCGUCUAUCAGCCUUAUAAACAAUUUGGCAUCGAACGAACAAAUAACGAUCAUAUUUGCUGUCACUGAAGACAUGUAUAAUCUCUAUAAAGAUUUGAGCAAUAACAUCAGAGGAUCGCGGAUAACCACGUACGAUAAUGAAAUUGUCAACAUUCUGAGAUCAAUUUACGAGGAUAUAACUAGUAAUUUAAAAAUAAACAUAAACAUGAAAAGAAAGUAUCGGCACCUGUUUAAAAUAACAACCGACCCGGAUUGUGUAACAACAAACAAUAACGACCAGUGUAUAGUCAAACAAAACCAAAUAAUGAACAUAAAUGCAACGAUUGAAUUAUUACAAUAUGAUAACAAUAUAAAAAAUAUGACAAUCGAUAUAGUCGUGGAAGGUAUUAAAGAAAAAUUAAAUCUUGACAUUAAUAUAAUAAGCACGUGUAACUGUGAGCGAGAAGUGAAUUCAAAAAUGUGUUCACAUAACGGCGAUAAAACAUGUGGCAUUUGCGAGUGUAGGGGAACAAACUGGGGAGAUAAAUGUCAAUGUUCAUCAAGUAAUUCAACAUCAUAUUAUGAUAAAACAAUAUGCAAGGCACCAAAUUCAACAAUUGAUUGCAGUGGACAUGGAAUAUGUAAAUGCGGAAUGUGUGUUUGUAGAAAUAGGUUUGAGGGACGAUUCUGUGAAUGUAACAAGGAUAGUUGCCCGAGGGGGGAAAACAACGCCCUCUGUUCCGAUAAAGGGGACUGCAAUUGUGGAAAAUGCAGCUGUGUUCAGGGCUGGACUGGUGACACAUGUAACUGCGCCACCUCAUCGGCCGGAUGUACCACUGGUGAUACAAUCUGCAAUGAGCGUGGUUAUUGUAACUGCGGUAAAUGCGAUUGCAACCCCAUCGCUGCAUGGGACGCGAGGAGCGAACAAGACAACCGCUGCACAGUUCUGCCCUGUGACAAUAACCGAAACACGUGCCACAGCUCUCAAUGUAACAUACUUGAAUCCUGCGCAAUAUGCAGUAGAGAGAGAGGAAAUAGUACUGAAUGUACCGAUUGCAGUGACUUUAACGUCACAGUGGUCAAACAUAUAACUGAUGAAAAUUCGUGGGCCAUAUGUCCCGAUGUGGCUGUGUUAGUCGGAUGCGAAAUGAAAUUUGGUUAUCGAUACGCUAUGAAUCGAUACGGUAUUGAUAUUAUUGUUCUAUCUGAAAUGAAUUGUGCGAAAAGUUAUUACAUGUUUGGGGGAGGCGUUUUAGCUACCAUACUGGCUAUAGGCAUAGGAACGAUUUGCCUCUGGAAAUGCAUUUCUAACGCCCGUGACAAGCGAGAAUACGAAAGGUUUCUUAAUGAAUUGAAAAAUCAAUCUGAAGCUGUGAAGUGCGAAAAUCCAUUCUACGAAUCUGCAUCUUUGACAUACCGUAAUCCGGCAUUUAGGAAAAAUUCUGUAUUUUAAAAGUAAUAUAAAUCUUCAGUAUUAUAUUGUUUAUCAUUAUUAAAUUUUAUUCAUUUAUAGAAUGAUUGAAAUAUGAAUUUCAAUUAUUAAUUAAAGCUCCACGUGAAAUUGACGCAGUUUUUUUAGUGUCUAACAAUUUUAGUUUUUAGGUUACAAGUAACUAUAAAAACUAUAAAGUACUUUAAGACUGUCUAAUGUUACGAAAGAAAUCAUAUUUUUUUAUAACCAUUGACAAACAUACAUUGAUGU
This is a messenger RNA of Zerene cesonia (dogface butterfly), 2562 nucleotides long. RefSeq names its product integrin beta-PS-like. The transcript has 8 exons. Gene Ontology annotation, biological process: cell migration; cell-matrix adhesion; cell adhesion mediated by integrin. Lineage: Eukaryota; Metazoa; Arthropoda; Insecta; Lepidoptera; Pieridae. Bases 37 to 2313 code for a protein of 758 amino acids. Gene Ontology annotation, cellular component: focal adhesion; integrin complex; cell surface. Gene Ontology annotation, molecular function: integrin binding. The record is from RefSeq and is a predicted model, not a curated record.